Messenger RNA from Strongylus vulgaris, 402 nucleotides. The record is from the annotation of a GenBank genome assembly. NCBI's taxonomy places the organism in Eukaryota, Metazoa, Nematoda, Chromadorea, Rhabditida, Strongylidae.
AUGGAGAAGUCUUUGGAUUACGCUCAAGAGAAUCUCUCGAACGAUCCGAAUCUUACCGACUCUCAACUAGACAGGUUGGAGAAGACAUUCGCACUGUUAGCGUUUGAAAAACCAGCUGAGAGUCCGUUUGGAAAGCUGUUGGAUCAAUCUCAGCGACAAAUGGUUUCAACAGAAGUUAAUGGCGCCGUACUACGAGCAUUAAACCGGCCAGCAGCUCCUCGACUCGAGGCACUGCUGCGGAUGAUAGUAUGGGCGCAGAAACAGCUGGUGACAGAGCGGGACGAGGACAGGAACGCGGCCCCUCCGUAUCCUGGAGCUGGCAGAUUUGGCGGAGCUGGCACAGGUGCUAGCGCCGAUACUAACACGAUCGCUCGAGCUCUUUUUGGGGGAACAUCUUGCUAG